AUGAUUUCUCCUGGAAAGUCUCUGAAAGAAGCGCUGCUCUUUGCUCAGAGUGAAGAUCGAGUCACUGUUGGGGUCUACGAGAGUGCAAAAAUUAUGACUGAAGACCCGGACAGCGUGUCUUUCUGCGUCCUGGCCAUGGAUGAGGAGUUUGAGUGCGACAUCGCCCUCCAGAUUCACUUCACCCUCAUCCAGUCCUUCUGCUUCGACAACGACAUCAGCAUCGUGAGAGUGAGCGACAUGCAGCGCCUGGUUGAUAUCGUUGGAGACAAGGCGGAGCAGCUCGAAGAUGCGCACUGCGUCCUCAUCACGAAUCCAACUGAAGGGUCUUGGGAGGACCCCGCUCUGGAGAAGCUGCACCUGUUCUGUGAGGAGAGCCGCCGUCUGAACGACUGGGUUCCUGAGAUCAGCCUCCCUGGCCGUUGAUCUGGGACUCACUCAGAUGCUUUGAAGCUUCUUAAUCUGGAAAUACUCAUCCUGAUGAUCAGGAUGAUCCUGUUUCUGCUCAUCCCUGGAUACUCCUGAGGAGGAAUCCCGUCCAGGCAGCACGGCGCCGGCCCGAGGAGGGCCCCCACGCACCGUGAACCCGUCGCCUCUCGUCCCGUCCAUGCCAAGAUGACUCUCAUUCUUUAUGUGAACGAGGUCGGGCAUGCCACGAGAGCGACACGUCGACCCUCAUUCUUUGUGCGGAUGAGGUUUGGAGAGGAAGGAGAAGCGAGUUCUGCGUCCUGUGGUCCCACAGAGCAAAUGUCGCACGUUGAAGCACGCGCAGCAGGAGAAGAAGCGGUGCUGAGGAAGAGGCCUACUUAGAAAGGGACUUUUUGAGGAGGUUCUCUUUGCUGAGCAACAUGACAGCAGUUGCAGUCAGCGGAAAUGUUUCCCACUUUCCAGAAUUGUCUUAAUUCUCUAAAGGUUUCACUUUAGAAAUUUAACAAUGAUGAAAAUAUUCUAGAACUUUAAAAAAGCCUAUGUUGAAAUUAUGAGACAAACAUCAAAAAAAAAAAAAAAAAAAAAAAAAAAAAAAUAAAACAUGUUUCAAGACAUUUUGUAAUCGAGAUAACCAGAAACUGUAGACCAGUAAUAUUUAGAAAAAUAAAGA
This is a messenger RNA of Melanotaenia boesemani (Boeseman's rainbowfish), 1096 nucleotides long. RefSeq names its product growth arrest and DNA damage-inducible protein GADD45 gamma-like. The transcript has 3 exons. Lineage: Eukaryota; Metazoa; Chordata; Actinopteri; Atheriniformes; Melanotaeniidae. Gene Ontology annotation, biological process: regulation of cell cycle. Gene Ontology annotation, cellular component: cytoplasm; nucleus. The record is from RefSeq and is a predicted model, not a curated record. Bases 1 to 423 code for a protein of 140 amino acids.